Sporothrix brasiliensis 5110 is the source of this 3303-nucleotide messenger RNA. RefSeq names its product WD repeat-containing protein 48. Gene Ontology annotation, molecular function: ubiquitin binding. Gene Ontology annotation, biological process: double-strand break repair via homologous recombination; protein deubiquitination. Bases 1 to 3303 code for a protein of 1100 amino acids. NCBI's taxonomy places the organism in Eukaryota, Fungi, Ascomycota, Sordariomycetes, Ophiostomatales, Ophiostomataceae. The transcript is spliced from 4 exons. The record is from RefSeq and is a predicted model, not a curated record.
AUGGCGUCCAAGAAAGUCCGCCAGAGGAUCAGCUAUGUCCUCGAAGAUGCCCGCUCUCUUGGCCACCGCCUCGGCGUUAAUGGCCUCGCUGUCGAUAGCGAGAACAACAUUUUAUACUCUGGUGGUCGUGACGGCGUAGUAUGUGCCUGGGAGCUGCAUCUCGACAAGCCGACACAGGCUCCCGCCAAACCCGACGACUCGUCCUCCUCACCAAACGACGGCUCCAAGAAGCCGGAGCCCGCCGCUCGCCCGCACAUCCAGACCGCCGUCUCGCGCGCCCAGACACAGGCCCAUACUCACUGGAUCAACGAUAUCACACUCGCCAGUAACAACUCCGCUCUCGUCACCGCCUCCAGCGACCUUCUCGUCAAGAUUUGGCGUCCCCGUGAAGGCGACAAUGACGACGAGCCCGCCAUCCUGGGCAAGCAUGCCGAUUACGUCAAGUGUGUUGCGUCACCAGGCCAGCAGUCGACCUGGGUUGCUUCCGGCGGCCUGGACCGUCGCAUUUGCCUGUGGGAUCUGCAGGGCGGCGGAAAGAUCCUCGAGAUUGAUGUCAGUGGCCAGGAGAACGCCGAGAAGGGCUCCGUCUAUGCGCUCCGCGCGAAUCACAAUGUGCUGGCCAGUGGUGGACCCGAGUCCACCGUCCGCCUCUGGGAUCCUCGUGCUGGGGGCAAGAACAUCACCAAGUUCGUCGGUCACACCGAUAACGUCCGUUCGAUCCUUGUCAACGACUCCGGUGACACGAUCAUGACCGCCAGCUCUGACCAGACCGUAAAAGUGUGGAGCGUCACUGCCGGUCGUUGCAUACAAACCCUGACCAUGCACAACGACAGCGUGUGGUCGCUGUACUCGGACGCGCCUGACCUGAGUGUCUUCUACAGCAGUGACCGUUCCGGCCUUGUUGUCAAGACGGACGUCCGCGGCAACCUCAACGACUGGGACAAUGGUCUUUCCGUUGCCGUGGCUCAGGAGCACAACAGUAUCAGCAAAGUUGUGGCCAGUAACGGUUAUAUUUGGACGGCGACGUCUAGCUCAUCCAUCAACCGCUGGGCUGAUGUCAACACAACCCCUGACGAGGAUUCAGCCUAUCAGGCACCCCGACCUUUCUCGCCUGCGAGCGAGACUGUACGCCCGCACAGCUCGUCCGUUUCGACCGUCACGGGUACCAAGCCAGCUCCGCGCGUUGUGCCUGCUGACAUCCCGGCCAAGUCGAUCCUGCGCAUUUCGAACACGGCCAUCUUCCCUGUCACGACUAGCGCCACCCCUGGCAGUCCUGGCGGAGCUUCUGCUGAUGGGGUUUCGGGUAGUCCUCCUGGCCCAGGAGUGAGCCGCAAAGGCAUCGAGAUUAUUCCUAACGGCGGAGACAAUGCACCCGAAGCUGUGGAGCCUAUGCACCGGCUACCCGUGGAGACGAUCGAAGGCAACUUUGGCUUGGUUAAGCACCGUCUCCUCAACGACCGUCGGCGUGUGCUGACGCUUGACACGGCUGGUGAGGUUAUUCUGUGGGACAUUAUUGCCUGCAAGCAGAUCCGCCAGUUUGGCAAGCGCCACCUUGAGGACGUUGAGCCCGAAGUCAACACAACCGAGGCCGUCGCACCUUGGUGCUCGGUCGACGUCAGUUCAGGCCAGCUCACAGUUGUCCUUGAGCAGUACAACUGUUUCGAUGCGGAGAUGUAUGCGGACGAGCUCGAGGCCAGCAACGAUGGCUCCGAUACAAAGGAUGCAGCUGAUUUCCGCGACGACCAGCGGAUCAACUUGGGCAAGUGGGUGCUGCGGUACCUGUUUGCUAACCUAAUUGACGAGGAAGUCCGCCGUGACGAGGCUCACCGGGCCAAGCUCAACGAGGCGGUCGAGAAGCGGGUCCAAGCUGUGGCAGCAGCAAGCAAACUCAGCAUGCUUGACGUUGGCUCAUCCCCCGUGGCCGCCAAUGGCGACUCGACCCACGCAGGAAAUGUUCCGCCGACGCCAGGUAUUGGAGUGGCUACACCUCUCCCAACAGCGUUGAAUUCGGCAGCAGGGGCGGUAACUGGCGGUACAGAGAAGGAGGACUACUUCUCAAAUGCCAUCACAUCUGUCGAGCCAACGACGCCUGGUCCGGGUGCGAUUCGGCCUGGGGGUACACCAGUGGCUGAUAUGCCGACAGCGACAGCGGCGGCUGAGGCGGCAGCAAAGAAAAAGGAAGAGGAAGCUGCUGCUGCCGCAGCAACCUCGUCCGGCAAGGGCGUGUUUGGCAAGAAGAUUCGGAUGGGCAUGUCUUUUGGAACUAAGAAAAUCAACCGCUCCGCGUCGACAAGCGUGCCAGAGAAGCCGGCAGCUGUGGCUGCGACAGCGGAUGAGCACAAGGCUGCCAACGGCACUCCUGGAGAAGACAAGUCGGAGUCUGCAUCGAGUCACGAAAAGGAAGUCGACGACUGCUUCGUGGGCGCCGUGCAGCGCAUGCACAACGACUAUGAGAAGCAACUGGCCGACAACCCAGACCGUUUCGUCGUGUCGCGCAUGCAGCCGUGCCAGCCCGACGAGGCACCUGUGCUGCGGAUCCCGGACAAGACCAAGGUCAUCAUCCAGGAGGAGCUCAAGGGCGGCAGUAUCGAGCUGUACCGGGGCACAGUCGGCGGUCUGGGUCAACCGAGCCAUGUCGACAAGAUCGAGCGUUGUGCACCCAUAUGGCUGGGCGAGGCGAUUCUCGCAAAUGCGGCGCCUAUCAAGGAGUCAACUAAGAUUUCAUUCCUUCUACUGCCGUACCACGACGAAUUACCGCCUUUGUCUGCGCCUGACGGCAGCAGCCGGUUGAACGCGAACCGGAUGCUGCGUGUUAAGAAGAUUUUGGCGUACGUGGCCGAGAAACUCGAGCCACCGGCACCAGCGCCAGCACCGUCCCCGGCGACCAUCCCACCGACGGUGGCCGAAGAGGCUGAGCAAGGCGAGGCGAAAGAGGGCUCCACGGCCGCUGCUGCCGCUGACGCUGCCACAUCUAAUCCGGCUGCGCCGCAGCCCGAGACCGAGGUCCUGAAGCCUGAAGAGUACCUUGAGCUCUACUGUAACGAACAGCGCCUUCCCCAUGCGAUGAGCCUGGCAACGGUUCGGGCACACAUUUGGAAGAACAGUAACGACAUUAUGCUGUAUUACAAGUCAAACGGCCGCAAGAAGCUACCGACAGCGGCUGAGGCCGCAGCGAAGGCGGCAGCAUCAGCGCCGGCCACAGAAGCUGUUGGAGAGGCUCCAGCCAACGGUGACGGUGCUGCAACUGAUGGCACAUCGUCUGGCGCGGUACCGGUUGCAGCAACGGCAACGGCAGCGGCAUAA